UCAUGUGACAAAUUGUAAGUGAAGCGUACCAGUACGCAGGUAGAUACUUGCGUUGUGAUUUAGAGCUGGAAGUGGAUUCCUGCAGUAUUCGAUCACAUCUGCCCCAGAAAUGGAAUCCGAUAAAGAUAAUAACGAGAGAGAUCAAGAAUCAGUUGAAAUGAUGGAAAUACACGAAUCCAAAUCUAAAGAGAGAGGAGAGAAAGAGUACUGGAGCUCGCAAACUGACUAUCUUCUCUCCCUGAUUGGAUUUUGUGUUGCCCUUGGAAACGUGUGGCGAUUUCCCUAUAUCUGCAACAGGAAUGGGGAGGGGCGUUCUUGAUUCCCUUCAUGGUGUGUCUGGUGCUGUGUGGUCUACCAUUGUUCUUCCUUGAGGUGGCCCUGGGGCAGUUUACAGGACGUAGUGCAAUGCAUACGUGGAGUCUUUGCCCUCUAGUGAAAGGACUUGGGGGUGGCAUGUUGAUCUUCUGUACUGGGUUCGUGAUCUACUCCACAGUCAUCUGUGCAUGGUCUUUGUACUAUGCAUUCUUCUCCCUGAGGUCAGUUCUUCCGUGGACAUCCUGCAGCAACUCCUGGAACACCGAGGCAUGUGUGACGACUGUGAAGCACCUGAACCAAGUAUUCAGUGGAGUUACAAAUGGGUCCAGUCACUACAACGCUACCACCUCCAACACAUCAUUUGUCUAUGAAGGAUUGAAAAACAGAUCUGUGACGGCAGCUGAAGAAUUUUGGCAACACAAAGCACUUGAAAUUACCAGAGGCCUGGAGUAUCUCGGUCCAAUCAAAAUGGAGCUGGCACUUUGUCUACUUGCCUCAUGGAUUGUCGUCUUUUUAUGCACAAUCAAAGGCGUCCGAUCUGUUGGAAAGGCUGUCUAUGUGACAGCUACAUUUCCCUACAUCAUCCUGAUUGUUCUUCUGAUACGUGGCCUGACUCUGCCCGGGGGAACAGAUGGAGCCCUCUUUUACAUCACACCAAACUUCAGCAAACUUCUGGAGAUACAGGUGUGGUUAGAGGCGUGUCUCCAGGUGUUCUACUCCCUGGGUCCGGCCUGGGGCUGUAUCAUAACAAUGUCGAGUUACAACAAAUUCAACACAAACUGUCUCAGGAACGCUGUGUUUUGCACAUUUGUGUGCGAAGGAACAAGCAUGUUUGCGGGUCUUGUAAUAUUCUCAAUUCUUGGAUUCAUGGCACAUGAAGCUGAUGUGCCCAUAAUGGAUGUCGUUUCAUCAGGACCUGGAUUAGGCUUUGUGAUCUACCCAGAAGUCCUUGCUCAACUUCCGAUUCCGCAGCUGUGGAGUUUCAUCUUCUUUAUCAUGCUGAUAAUGCUGGCACUGGAUUCCAUUUUCUCAGCAGCUGAAACUUGUAUAACCGCUGUCACGGACGAGUUCCGUUACUUGUUGAAGUGGAGAGUUUUGCUAACAGCAGCUUAUUGUUCGGUGUGUUUUCUGGCUGGCCUGGUAAUGACGACUCAGGGGGGUGUAUACGUAUUUCAGUUGCUAGACUGGUACCUCUUCUCUCUGUUCCUCAUCUUCUGUGGUUGUGUAGAGUGUAUAGUAGUUUCAUGGGUCUAUGGGGUGGAUCGUUUCAGCGACGACAUUCAGAUGAUGAUUGGCAGACCAGCACCACUGUUCUUCAAGAUCACGUGGUGUUAUGUUACACCAUCCAUGCUUCUGAUUACCCUAAUCUUCACCUUUACUCAGUACGAACCUCCAACCUAUGGACAGUAUGUCUUCCCGGGCUACGCCUCAAGCAUUGGUUGGUGUAUUGCAGCCGUCCCAAUGUUGCCAGUAGGCGUGAUGAUGGUUAUUGCUAUUUACCGGGCAAAGGGGAACAUUUGGCAGAAAAUAAAGACGUCCUUAGAACCAGAUGCAGGAUGGGGGCCAACUAAUGCUUUCUAUCGCACCUGUUACCUUAAGAAACGAAAACAACCCAAGUCACUGAGACGUGUUUUGAUGUCUUCAGUGUCAUGUCGAUCGUAGAAAAAAGCAUUGAGAAAAUACCAUCCUAAUAUUACAAAAUAGACUGUAGCUGACACGUGUGUCAAUGAUUCAAUCAAAUUUAAUAAAACGUUCAUUCCAAUGUAAUAACUGGCAAUGUCCGCUUUUCUUACAUGUUAAUUAGUUUCAAAGUAUUGUUUCAUUCGUAUUAUUUCUUACAUUUAUGGAGAAUAAUGUGAUUGUCUUUGAAAAUAUUUUUGAGUUGUUGUGCCAGGGUGCAUAUGGAAAUGGUUUGGUGAUGGGAGCCUCAGAAAGUCAUCUAGGUGACAUUUUGGGAAUGCCCCUAGUGCUGUGCUUACUAAGCCCAUCUUCCAAUAACUACUGGAGGUUAACACCCACCCUUUGUUAACACAUAAGACAUGUUCAUUUUCACAACUUACACUCACAGCAUACAUUGUCGUAUAAAAUGAUAGACCCAAGUACUGAGGGGUACUGAUGUGACAAAUCUAAAGCCACAUGCCAGAAGCAUGACAUUAUAGGAGGAGAAGGACAUGGGUAUCGACAUGUUAAAACAUCUGCCUUGUUUAGGGGCAGUGUGGUAGCCUAAUGCUUAAAGCGUUCGCUCGUCACGCCAAAGACCCGUCUUCGAUUCU
Messenger RNA from Haliotis rubra (blacklip abalone), 2588 nucleotides. Its product is annotated as sodium- and chloride-dependent glycine transporter 2-like. The record is from RefSeq and is a predicted model, not a curated record. Lineage: Eukaryota; Metazoa; Mollusca; Gastropoda; Lepetellida; Haliotidae. Gene Ontology annotation, cellular component: membrane. Gene Ontology annotation, biological process: sodium ion transmembrane transport. The coding region runs from base 328 to 1977 and encodes 549 amino acids. The transcript has 15 exons.